AGAAGGCAUGCACAGCUCAGCACUGCUCUGUUGCCUAGUCCUCCUGACUGGGGUGAGGGCCAGCCCAGGCCAGGGCACCCAGUCUGAGAACAGCUGCACCCGCUUCCCAGGCAACCUGCCUCACAUGCUUCGAGACCUCCGAGAUGCCUUCAGCAGAGUGAAGACUUUCUUUCAAAUGAAGGAUCAGCUGGACAACAUAUUGUUAAAGGAGUCCUUGCUGGAGGACUUUAAGGGUUACCUGGGUUGCCAAGCCUUGUCUGAGAUGAUCCAGUUUUACCUGGAGGAGGUGAUGCCCCAAGCUGAGAACCACGACCCAGACAUCAAGGAGCAUGUGAACUCCCUGGGGGAGAAUCUGAAGACCCUCAGGCUGAGGCUGCGGCGCUGUCAUCGAUUUCUUCCCUGUGAAAACAAGAGCAAGGCCGUGGAGCAGGUGAAGAAUGCCUUUAGUAAGCUCCAAGAGAAAGGCGUCUACAAAGCCAUGAGUGAGUUUGACAUCUUCAUCAACUACAUAGAAGCCUACAUGACAAUGAAGAUACAAAACUGAGACAUCAGGGUGGCGACUCUAUAGACUCUAGGACAUAAAUUAGAGGUCUCCAAAAUCAGAUCCAGGGUUCUGGGAUACCUGACCCAGCCCCUUGGGAAA
Macaca mulatta (Rhesus monkey) is the source of this 643-nucleotide messenger RNA. RefSeq names its product interleukin 10 (gene IL10). Lineage: Eukaryota; Metazoa; Chordata; Mammalia; Primates; Cercopithecidae. The record is from RefSeq and is marked provisional. Gene Ontology annotation, biological process: immune response. Gene Ontology annotation, molecular function: cytokine activity. Gene Ontology annotation, cellular component: extracellular region.